UUAGUGAGGGAACUUAGUGGCUCAAAGUCACUUCAGCUUUAUAACUUCAGUAGCCUGACUAUUAAAAAGAGAAAUGCAAUUCCUGCAUUCCACAUUUUCAUUUGUCACUUCUGACAUUUAAUCAAUAUUUGACUGGAAAUCACAUCUAUCGAUUCUUCACAAAGUCAGAGCCCCUCGUGUUAAUCUGUGGAUUCUCAGUAAUGGCCGUCCGGUACCGGUGGCUGCUUCCGGCCUGGUUGUGGGUUGUUGGACCAGGCGGACCGCACUUCAGCCGGAUCUCUGGGCCCGGACCCGGACCCGGACCCGGCCGAGUCUUUGCCAGAAUCAUUUGAAUAACAGCAGAAUAAAGUAAACUGGGGAACAAAGAAACGCAGAAAACUUUUCGUACCUGAGACAGUUUCAGAAUCGCACGAACAGGAAACGGGGCGUGGAGGGAAAAACCAGAGGUGCGCACAUCUGUCUUCUUUAAUGCACUGCGCACAUACGGGCAUUUCGGCCUAAAGGCGCCAACUUUGCUUUAAAUAUGGAAGACAAAAAGCAGGAAGGUCGCAGUUAAUCCAUGUCUGGUUCUGAGAACAGUCCACGGUCCAAACACUCUGAAACUCCCACCAGGAUUUAUACGCUGUCUGCACGAAGAAAUCAACUGUCCGGUACCGGAGUCGGAGGCUUUGAAUUUACCUUCUCAGCAAAGUGGUUCGAGUGUUGUUUGGCCGCUGUGGGACACCGUAGUUUUGAGGAUUCCUGUUAACAGCACCUGCAGUUGGAGCUGUGCGGCUCCCUCCUUUGAAACUGACAGGAGCUUCCUGCAGAACUUGCACCUGACUGACUUAAUAAUGGGAAACCAGAAUCCACCUCAGGCCAGUGCCACACCACAACAGAACCGGCAAGAAAUGACUUCCUCCUCUGUCUUCCUCUCACCCGUUCUCCACCCCUCUCCUCCUGGUUCUUCAUCACAUAUUAUUCUCCUCUCUCCUCUUAACUUCAGCUCCUUUCUGUCCCUGCCUCCUCUCCUGGUCCACAGGUCACACUGUCAGCCUGCAGACCUACCAGCAGGUGGUGAGGUUGUGCCGCUCCUGGCUGCGACUAAACCUCACCUACGUCCCACCCGCCCAGCUCACCACAGAGGAAAUGAGCUGAGCAAAAAGAAAAAAAAAAAAAACCUCUUGACACAUGAGAGCAACUUCAUUUAGUUGUGAUGUAGGUUUCCUGCGGACACAAAUUCAAACAACUGCAUUAAACUUUUUCUACAGACAUCUGAGGAGAAGGGAAACAGAGGCAGUAUGGGAGCAUCUUCUUCUGGCCUGUUGGAUGAGGCCAAAAUCAGCCACAUUAAAGGACUCGUUGACGGUACGUUCCAGAGCUUCAGUGAGUUCUACCGUCAGCAGUACUCCACGGCUUACUUCGGACACAUACACCAGGAGGUGGAGCCUAAGAAAGAGGGGAGGGGCCUGUUGCUCACACGCAGGCCUCAGUGCGCUCCAGAGGAGGUUCUAUACCAAGGCAACGUGAAGUUCUCCUGCUGGGAGGAGCAGGGAAAGAAAUGCAGAGAGAAGUACGUUGUCGUGAGGAGAGACUACACAGUGGAGAUACAUGACAACAUGGAGACUUUCAACCGUGGAUCUGUCGCCAAGUUGGUCCUCCAGCCAGCGGGGGGCAGCGUGCUGACCACAGAGGAAGAGUCCCGAGCUCACCUGGAGAAAACUUGUGCUGGAAUACUCAACGGCGCAAAGGAGGAUUCUUCUUCGGUGGUGUCAUCUCCAGACGAGUUUGCUGUGUAUUUGCACCUGCCAUACACAGGCCACACCUGCUUCCUGUUCCAACAGGAAGAGGAGCGUGGUCACUUCCUGUCUGCCCUCAAGACCUGCAUUAGACACCGCAACCUUGACCCCUGGUGUGAGUCUUCCUACGAGAGCCAGGCGUACAUCCGCGCACUGCUCCUCUACCGGCAGGACAAAGGAUGCUAUGAAUCCUGGGAAAUGCUGCUGGGCACUGAGGAACAAGUGCUGGCCUCCCAGGUGAUGGAGGAAGUGUUGCCAUGGUUACAGAGUCAGCUUCAGUCCAGACUGAAGGGCAAGAAGGCUGAAAGGAUACGACAGUGGUUGGCAACGGUUCAGGCAACGCACACGUUGGUUCUGGAGCAGCUAACCGCGGGUCUGGAGGCUCUGAGGGGGGCGUGUCGUCAGACGGCAUCAGCCAAUCAGGCGCUCAUCAGAUCCAACCUGGACCAGAUCCUGUCGUCUCAUUGUUUCCUGGAGCAGAAAGUCAGAGUGUGUAUAUGUGAAGCAGCAGAGAAAGUGUACAGUGACUCUGUAGCACCCUACCUGUCCUCCAUCCUGGAGGUGCUGACAGAAAACAUAAGCGUGGGGAUUCAGGGGAUGCAGCACACACUCCACACACAGAUGGACUCGGCCUUCAAAUCCACGAACGGAGGAUCAGAGGAGACAAAGAAGGCCUUGCUCGCUCUGCGCUCCAUCAGUCUGGAUCAGAACUACAAGCAGGUGAAGAACCUGACGGAGUUACUCAAAGACUUGAAACAGCGGUUCGGGCUGAGCAGCGUCCAGAGGCUGGUGCACUCGGCACAUCUGGAGAUGGAGCAGCUGUUGGACAGUGCUGUGUACACCUUUGAACUGUUCCUCCAAUCGUCAGCCAAACUGCAGCCCUCGCUGGUUCCUGUCAAGAUGGAGAGAGCGAAAGAGCGAGUACUGAAGCAGCUGGACUACGACAGCAGGGUUGUCCAGAGGAGGCUGUAUGAGGAGGCUCUGCUGGAGAUCACGCUGCCUGCUCUCACCAGGAGGAUGGACAUCAAGUGGAAAAGUGAGCUGCAGCAGUUUGAGCAGUACAUCUUCUCUGACUACAGCAGCUUCAUCCUGGUUCAUAACGUCUAUGAUGAUGUGUUGAGAAGCAUCCUCAGCAAGGAGAUAGAAACAGUGGUCCAGGAUGCUGCCAGUAAGAAGAGCAACAAUCUCUUACUGGACAUUUCAGAUCUGACCAUCAGUCAGUACAGUCUGUUGGGACAGACGCCUCCUUACUCUGCACCAGGCAGCCCGGCCGUUCAGGCUCGACACCCGGAGGAAGAAUCUGCUCCUGUGGCGGAGGAGGGAGGUCAGACGGUCACAGCUCGGUCUCAGAGCGACCCUGAACUCAACACUGAGGUCAAAUCUGAUCCCAGUGCUGCUCACAGACCUGAGCCGAGCGCAGUGCUUCUGUCUCCGGUGAUUGUCGUCACACAACAGUUUGAUGAACCUGCAGCAGAGGAGGCUUCUGGUGUGGAGGAAACCCGUGAAGACGUUCACCGUGGAACUGACACACCGUCGACGUCAGCUACAGCUGCGUCCUCCGACUCAGACACACCUGCUCCGGAUGCAGCCGCUGCACGAGAAGCUGGAACACCUGACUCCCCUGCCAUCCCAGAAUCCACUCAUCCCAUCCAGGACGGUCCUGAGCCUUCAGUCUCCGCUCCGUCCUCUACCACAGAUGUGACAGCUGAACCUGCUCAAAGUGACCGACCUGCAACGCCUGACAACCCUGCUACCUCAGAUCAAACAUCAGAGGACACUUGCUGCACCCAGCCCUCCUGCCCCUCGCCGCCACACCCACCGUGUCCCGACAGUCCCGUGAAAAUCAGCCUCGGGACACUGAACGAGGCGAUUGGUUGCGACUCGACGGCACCUUCUGUAACGCAGCCGACGGCUCAGCAGAGCACUGACAGAGCCGUCUACCUGACGGGACAAAUCAAAGACAGCUGGGAGGUGGAGAGGGCGAAAGAGGAGAAGGGGAGAGAGGCUGAAGCAGGGGAGGAGACUGAACGGGGGGGAGAGGAUGAAGAGAAAGGCGGCGAGCUUGAGAGAAGAAGAGAAGAUGAGGAGGAAGCAGAAGAGGAGACUGAACGGGGGGGAGAGGAUGAAGAGAAAGGCGGCGAGCUUGAGAGAAGACGAGAAGAUGAGGAGGAAGCAGAAGAGGAGGACGAACGGAGGGGAGAGGAUGAAGAGAAAGGCGGCGAGCUUGAGAGAAGACGAGAAGAUGAGGAGGAAGCAGCGGAGGAUGAAGAUCAAGCAGAGGAAGAGGAAAAGGAGGAACAAGUGGAAGAGGAGCUUCUUGAAAACCCUCAGCCAAUCGAAUCACAACCUGGAAGUUCUGAGCCGCCAUUGGACAGUGUGGCUCUCAUCAGAGACCUGGUGACUGAGAUCGUGGAGGUGGAGACGUUGGUCGGCCAGUGUGCCGACAGCAGCGGUACACCGUGACAGACUCGUUGCCAUGACAACUGCAGAUCUUAUUAAGUGGAACGAUAGGUAAGACGGGAAGUGAGAAAGUCCAGAAGUAAGUAGGUUACACCUGCGCCCUUUUUACUGCAUCACGUUUAUACUACUGAAGAAGAAAAAACAUGUUUCUAAAUAAGAUAAAAUCUGUGAUAAGAAAUUUUUUACUUUGCUGUAAACAUCUGCUGUUUGCUUCUCUGUUAACACUGAAAUGGAUUAAAUGACCCAAUAAACUGUUAACACUUGACGACA
Messenger RNA from Seriola aureovittata, 4508 nucleotides. RefSeq names its product protein Niban 1-like. The record is from RefSeq and is a predicted model, not a curated record. The transcript has 17 exons. The coding region runs from base 1281 to 4241 and encodes 986 amino acids. Lineage: Eukaryota; Metazoa; Chordata; Actinopteri; Carangiformes; Carangidae.